Messenger RNA from Colletotrichum fioriniae, 1062 nucleotides. RefSeq lists its product as uncharacterized. NCBI's taxonomy places the organism in Eukaryota, Fungi, Ascomycota, Sordariomycetes, Glomerellales, Glomerellaceae. Gene Ontology annotation, cellular component: mitochondrion. The record is from RefSeq and is a predicted model, not a curated record.
AUGCUGAGCCAGCGAUUGGUGCGAGCAGCCGGCGCGGUGACCCCGCGUUCCGCGCUGCGAGCAUUCAGCUCCACGAGCCAGCAGCUCAAGGUGCCCUCCAUGGCCGACGUCAGCGCCGCGCCCAAGAGCGUCGCCUCCUUCAACGACAAAUCGAAGCAAUUCCGAGAGCAGUUGGUCGAGCAGCAGAAACAGCGGGAAGCAAGUGCGUAUACUCAAUCCUCCUCCUCCCCUGCCUCUUCCUCUGAGCCCGCCCAGGACUCAUCCGUGAGUGCUACUUCAGGACAGAAGGCCGAGGCCACCCAGGAGCCUUCGCGCAAGGCCGGCCCCUUGACCAACCUCAUCUACGGCACCAAGGAGGGUCGCGAGCUCGAUGCUCAGCUUGAGGCGAGCUUCAGUCAGGUCCUUGCCCGAGGCAAGUACGUCCAUUCGAUCGUCCAGCACGAGGUCAAGCCCGACAAGGUGGAGGAGUACACCAAGCUUGUUGGCAGCUGGUACCCGCGCAUGGCUUCCAUGCCCGAGAAUAAGGUCCAUCUAGUUGGAAGCUGGAGAACCGAAGUUGGAGACUGUGAUACGUUUGUCCAUAUUUGGGAGUACCAGCGCUACCAGGGAUACCACGAGUCAAUCCACAACAUUGGCUCCCACCCCGAGUUCGCCGAGUUCGAUAAGAAGCUUAAGAGCCUCAUCACCUCGAAGAAGACAUCUCUGAUGCAGGAGUUCUCCUUCUGGCCCACCACGCCUCCCCGCCAGCUUGGCGGCAUCUUCGAGCUGCGAUCAUACACUCUCCACCCCGGCAACCUCCUUGAGUGGGAGACCCACUGGAGACGCGGCCUCAAGGCGAGACGCGAGGUCAUGGAGGGUGUCGGCGCUUGGUUCGUGCAGAUAGGAGACCUCAACACCGUUCACCACUUGUGGCAGUUUGCCAACCUCGAGGAGCGAAAGAUUCGCCGCGAGAAGAGCUGGAGUGUCGAGGGCUGGAGCGAGACUGUCCACAAGACUGUGCCUCUUAUUCAGAGCAUGAAGUCGAGAAUCUUGAUCCCGAUGCCCUGGUCUCCUGUGGCGUAA